AUGGAAGACUCAGCCGCCCCUGGAGAUGGGGAUGCAACUGAGGGUCCAUCAAAGGACAGCAUCAAGGUCAUCGACGUCGCCGCUCCGAAGGGAGACGCCGUGCUGGAUGUCACGUUCGAGACAUCCAAAGAGACACUUCGCGCAACCCGGAAGGCUACACAGCCACGGCCGGGUCAGAGGACUGCUCCUCCUCGGCCGCUUCUGCAGUCGACCAUCAGACGUGCAUAUCGAGUAGAUGUUGCGAUAUUGAAGAAGCAGUCUAAAUACUUUGACAACCUCCUUGGCGACACCCGCUUCGAGGAGGCCAGGACAGUUAUCGAUGGUCUCAAGGCCCUCUCGCUUAGAAAUGAGAAGCCCGGAGAGCUCGAUGCAAGCGAGCUGCCAUGGGUCAAGAUCAUUGACGAUGACGAGGCCACACGGUCCGCCGGUCGGGAGGCUGUCUUCGCAGACCUCCUGAGAAUUCUCCAUGGGAAGGAGACUGAAGUCAAGCCGCCGACCAUGCUAUAUGUCACUAAUCUGGCUGUCUUGGCUGACCAGUUCCUUUGCACUGGGCCAGUAUCAAGGUAUUUGAAUACCGGGAUCAAGUUCAAGUGGCCCGUUACCCAGGCCAGAGCGCCUCGAGAAGGUGGCCUCCGUAUAAAUGCUGCGACCGAGGAAGUGAUUCGCCAGAAGAUAUUGUCAUCUUGGCUACUCGAUCAACCCACAAAACUUCACGCUGCAACACGUGAACUCAUCUUAUAUGGCUCCCAUCAGUGGAGUCCAUACGCCGAGCCUGACGAGUCUCGAGGCGCCACUUGGUGGGAUCUCCAAGACGAUCUUGAAAGUAAGCAAGUCGUCACUCUUUUAUUAAAGUUACAUAUUGACUUGCCUAAGGAGAGCUGCAGUAUCGGCGCGAAUGUAUCUUGA
Phaeoacremonium minimum UCRPA7 is the source of this 906-nucleotide messenger RNA. RefSeq names its product putative hydroxyproline-rich glyco protein. NCBI's taxonomy places the organism in Eukaryota, Fungi, Ascomycota, Sordariomycetes, Togniniales, Togniniaceae. The transcript has a single exon. Bases 1 to 906 code for a protein of 301 amino acids. The record is from RefSeq and is a predicted model, not a curated record.